This is a messenger RNA of Caenorhabditis elegans, 266 nucleotides long. The record is from the annotation of a RefSeq genome assembly. NCBI's taxonomy places the organism in Eukaryota, Metazoa, Nematoda, Chromadorea, Rhabditida, Rhabditidae.
AUGUACAAAAUCGUCAAUAACGAUCAGAACAAGAGAUUGGUCAUCGCAAAGUCAAAGGCUCAAUCUCUGCGGAAGACUUUUCUACACUCGUGCCUUCCGAAAAUGCCGCUCUCUCAGCCUUGGUCGCAUAGUUUUGAAAUCUGUCAAGAACACAAUACGCAGAAGCGCAUCAGCUAUUCACGGCUACAUCGAUCAAUUGGACGUCUCCGUGUAUUCCUAACAGAUGAUAACUCUAUAUUGAAAUCAACAAAUAAAUUUAUUAAAAU